AUGUAUAAGACAAAAAUUUUAUUUUUUUUCUUGCCAACACAGGCCCCAGCAGAAAAUGAGGCAGCAUAUGUUUGUAGGAAGGGGUUUCAUGCCAUAAAUAUGCAAGCUGUUGUUGACAGUAAUAUGAGAUUUCUGGAUAUUGUUGCAAGGUGGCCUGGAUCUCAACAUGAUUCUUUCAUCUUCAACAAUUGUGGAUUGAAGGAUGUUUUGGAGUCUGCUGAUUUAGGAUAUCUCCUUGGAGACAGUGGCUAUCCACUGAGAAGUUACCUUAUGACACCAAUUUUAAAUCCUUCAUCGGUUGCUGAAGUAAACUUCAAUAAUCGUCACAGUUCUGGCCGUUCUGUUGUAGAAAAGGCUUUUGGGGUUCUCAAAUCCAGAUUCAGGUAAUAUAUACAUGUAAAU
Molecule: messenger RNA, 402 nt
Organism: Mercenaria mercenaria
Lineage: Eukaryota; Metazoa; Mollusca; Bivalvia; Venerida; Veneridae
Product: putative nuclease HARBI1
Exons: 3
Coding region: 1-387 (128 amino acids)
Source: RefSeq, a predicted model, not a curated record